This is a messenger RNA of Prionailurus viverrinus (fishing cat), 1715 nucleotides long. RefSeq names its product cortexin domain containing 2 (gene CTXND2). The record is from RefSeq and is a predicted model, not a curated record. NCBI's taxonomy places the organism in Eukaryota, Metazoa, Chordata, Mammalia, Carnivora, Felidae. The coding region runs from base 333 to 500 and encodes 55 amino acids. The transcript has 3 exons.
GGCGUUGAUAAAAAGGGGAGAGGCUGCCAAGAGAUGUGCUUGAGCAGGAAGAGACUGCCCUGCCAACAGCCAGCCUUGGCUAUCACUCUCUCAAGAGGCUUGGAGGAUGUUCAGGGUUCUUUCUUUCAUGAUGUACUUCUCAUGGGUUACUCAGAAGUUCCCUCACUAGGGUUAUCUAACUGCAGAUCCCUCAGAAUCAAUGUCCCUCCACUGGCUUUACAGCACUGAAUCCAAGUCUACCUCCGACCACUUUCUGUUAAGGAAUAUGACAAACCUGAAGAUACCUGAGGAGGUAGCUACUGCUGUACAAGGGUAAAGAAGUGUGUGUUCCCAUGGAUGAUUCAAGCCUGUCCAGCAGUAUUGAUGUAGACAAAGGCUUUGCCAUCGCCUUUGUUGUUCUUCUGUUUCUGUUCCUAAUCGUGAUGAUUUUUCGGUGUGCCAAGUUGGUGAAGAACCCCUAUGAGGCCAGCUCCACAACAGCAGAACCGUCGCUGAGCUGAACUAUGAAAAAGCCUGAAAGACUCCUCCUCAGGGGAGAUAUUAAAUCUUCUAUACAGGUGUUUAUGAUCUGGACUUCAUAUUGGUUCCCCUCUCUGUGUGUCAGCCUUCUCACUCUGGCAUUCCACAAUAGGCACAGAAGGGUGAGUUGAGAAUAAUAAAAAGGAUGAAACACAGCCAGUUUAUAUUCCUAUUCAGGGAAAUGGUUACAAAGUGGGACAGAGACAGGUUGAACUCAUUGAUUAAAAUAAGGCCAUGGGUUUCAAUUCUCCAGUAUCAAAUGUCCUUAAGAUAGUUGGACAUAAUUUUUGAUGUAAUGCAAUACAAUAUAAUAAUGCUGGGGCACCUGGGUGGCUCUAUCGGUAGAGCGCCUGACUCUUGAUUUUGGCUCGGGUCAUGAUAUUGUGUUCGUGGGCUCGAGCCCCACAUCAGGUUCUGUGCUGAUAGCAUGGAGCCUGCUUGGGGGUUCUCUGUCUCCCUCUCUCUCUGCCUCUUCCCUGCUCAUACACUCUCUCUCUCAAAAUAAAUAAAUAAAAAUUAAAAAAAAUAAUGCUUGGAAGGCCCACCUAAAACCAGAAUUCCUAGAGGUGGUCCUAGAAGAUCCCUCUGGUUAUGCAAAUAUAAGGCCAGCAGGAACCAAUUGUUCUUUGAUAAGAGUCUAACAGGACCUUUUUAGUGUGUGAGGUUUUAAAAAAAUCUGCUACCCUUCUCAAGUGGGCAGAGCUGUGUGGUAGAGGGGGAGCAAUUUGUCUUCAGGGAAUCCCUUACUCUUUCUCAACCCCACAUUUCCUCAUUUAUAAAAUAAUAUCUAGUAGAUUGAAAGGGGCCCUCCAAAAGAUGCGUCCAUGUCUUCCCCUGGAAACCUAUGAAUGUUUUCACAUAUUUGGCAAAAGGAUCUUUGCAGAUAUAAUUAAGAAUCUCAAGAUGAAUUCUUCCUGGAUUAGCUGGGUGAGCCCUAAGUCCAAUGACAAAUGUCCUUUGUAAAAGACAGACGAGAAGAUACAGAGAGACAGAGGAAAAGGCCCUGUGAAGACAGAGGCAGAGAUUGGAGUCAUGCAGCCACAAACUAAAGAACACUUGGCUGGAACCAACAGAAGCUGGAAGAGGCAAGGGAUGAUUCUCAUCAGAGCCUUUGGAGGGAGCACAGCCCUGCCAACACCUUGCUUUUGGAUUGCUAGCCUCUAGAACUGUAAGAGAAUAAAUUCCUGUUGUUUUAA